UUUUUUUUAAUCUCCAUUUUAGACAGCACUGACGCAUCAUCAAUAGGCUUCAUGACUGGGACAAUGUGCCGGGAUAUGGUCAGUUCCUGAUGGCCCAUGUCUAUCAAUAUCAGGCAGUUUUCCCAUUACUGAAUCUCUGUGUGACCUGGGAGAUGGAUAGGCAGAGCCCAGGAGAGAAGCAGGCAGACACUAAUAGGACUGUAGCCACCGCCACCACCCCCACCACAUCAGCUGCCGUCACCAUGGCAACAGUCAGCCCCAGCAGCAGCACCACGUGCACCCAGGCGCCCCCCACUUCCCUCAGCAUCAUCUCGCCCGACAGACAGGCAGUCCAGGUGAUCCACAAUGCCAUCCACCGACCUCAGAGCAUGGCGGCCCAGUACCUGCACCAGAUGUACGCAGCCCAGCAGCAGCACAUCAUGCUGCGGACAGCAGCCCUGCAGCAGCACCAGCACACCCCCCAUCUGCAGAGCCUGGCCACCAUACAGCAGGCUUCAGUCUGUCAGAGGCAGUCGCCUUCGUCAUCCGGUGGUAGUUUGAUUCAUCAGCCCGCCGGCGUUUCUCAAAACUCUAUUACUUUACCAGCAUCUCCAGUGACAGCACAGCUGAUUGGCCGAACCCAAACAUCCACUGGUGCUGCGACCACCAUAUCCCAGCAGGCCAUGCUCCUGGGAAACAGACCGGCCAACUGUAACCAAGCUCAGAUGUACCUUCGCACUCAGAUGCUUAUUCUAACCCCUGCAGCCACGGUGGCUACAGUUCAAUCAGACCUCCCUGCUGUCACCUCCUUACCUACCUCCUCUCAGGUGCAGAAUCUAGCUCUGCGUGCCCACUUGCCUGGAGCUCUGGCUACAGCCCACAGUGUGAUUUUAAAGCCAUCCGCCCAGUCCCAAGCUCUGACUCCAGCCUCCUCUUUAUCCAAGACGGCAAUCUGCUCACUGAAGACCAACCAGCUGACCGACACCUCAACGGAAACAGGAUCGACUGAUGCCACCCGGCAGGCCUCGGGACAUCAGAUCAUAACCCCAGCCUACUCUCCGGUGCAGACCCACGCUCUGGUCAAGCAGCAGCUGUCCUGUCCACCAGGCCAGCGGAUGGCGCACCACCAGCUCAUCCUCCAGCAGGCAACAGGAGGAGCUUCAAACCACAGGCAGCUCCAGCCCAUUGCCCUCAGAGUAGCACCUCAAGAAAGCAACUCCAACCCUCUUCCUCUUUCAGUAAAAAAACUGACCACCCCGACCUCGCAGUCACAGACCAACAAUGACCGCCAAACACCUGCUUCUUUUUCUUCUUCUUCUGCCUCUUCAUCUGUCACCAGUGUGUUCGCAUCAUCAGCUCAGACCUCAAUCCCAGCCGCCGCAGUCCAGCCUCAGCCUCCUCCUCUGGUAGCCGCUCCGCAGCGUCGGACUUCAUUCCCACAAAUGCAGAACCACCCCCCGCCUCCUCCUCCACCUCUGGUUCUCCCUAGGCUACCCCAGAAUCCCCCAGCCUCCCUCCAGAGGCUGUCCCUGCACUCAGUCCAGGCUUUGGCUGUCCAGUCGGGUCGGGUGAUGCUGACAGAGCAGGAGCUGCCUGUUGCGGAGGCUCUGGUCCAGAUGCCCUACCAGAACCUUCCACCUCCUCAGACGGUGGCUGUUGAUCUGAAAGUGCAUCCGGUCAGACGCAAUGAAACACCAUCAUCAGGGCAAACACGCAAAGUGAAUGGACUGAACUCAGAGGAGAGGAAAGGUGAAUCUUCUCCAAGCCCACAAAGAGACAGGACGCCAACAUCGCUCACUGGACCUCCUAAACAGAAUGGUGCAGCAGCCGUGGCUUCAUCCUCUAUCGUAUCCAGUCGCUCGGUGGUCAGGUCAACAGAGGUGGAAGAGCCGUCCCAGCUCACCACCACCUGCAGCAGCAGCAGCAGCAGCAACAACAGCAGCAACCCUCCUCCUCCAUCCCCUCCUCUACCUCCUCCCAUCCUCCCAGCAGCAGUAAGAGGCCCCAGCCAGCCCCCCUCGUCCCCAGCCAGCCUCCCAGGGAGCCCUGAUAGGAUCCUUACAACCCACGUCCUCACACACCUCGUAGAGGGCUUCGUUAUCCGAGAAGGCCUGGAGCCAUUCCCGGUGGUCCCCUCGUCGCUGUUAGCAGACCAGCAGGCGUCACUUCCUGAAUCCCAGGAGAUACAAACCAAUGGGGACGCAACAGGAGAGGACAGUCCUCUGGAUGCUGACCAGUCAGAUUCAUCAGACUCUGAGAUGGAAAACGACGGCCCGGCAGCAGAUGUUGCAGAGCUCGGGGAGAGUGUUGCAGGCGUCCUGCAGUGUGAGUUCUGUGGCAGCAGAGGUUACGCUCACACGUUUCUACGCUCCAAACGUUUCUGCUCCAUGACAUGUGUCAGAAGGUUCAGUGUGAGCUGCACCAAGCGUAUCACCAUGCUGAGAGCAGGCCGCUGGGGUCACAGGCCUAUGGGCAGGAGAGGACGACCCCCCAGCAGAGUCAAUGGAGCCUCCAGAGAACAUUUUCUGAGACAGGCUCACAGAUCGUUCAGCUCCGAGGAGGCCCACGAAGACCAGGAGGAAGAAGACGACGAUGAGCCUCCCGUUCCCAUGACAACCCGUCUCCGUAAACAGGCUGAGAGAGAGCGAGAGAGGGAGCGAGAGCAGGAGAGACAGCAGGAGGAGCAGAGGAUGACGGAAACGAUCAGCGUUUCUGACGGAGAAGAAGAGGAAGAGGAAGACGAAGAAGAAGAAGGAGAGGACGUCGGCUGUCCGUCUCAGUGGAACGUAGAACAAGUGUUUUCUUAUAUCAACUCCCUGCCAGGCGGUCAGGACGUAGCCCAGGAGUUUCGCUCCCAGGAAAUAGAUGGACAGGCUCUGCUGCUCCUCACAGAGGACCACCUGGUCAGCACCAUGAACCUUAAACUGGGACCUGCACUGAAACUCUGUGCACACAUUAACUCUUUGAAAGAUGCAUAAACAGCAAAGAUUCAAACUCUCAAAGACUGGAUUCGUGUUGAUCUGGAUCAGGAUCUGAACGGCCCAUGUUUAAGUUGUCUUACCUGUGCUCGGACUUGGACAAAGAGCGGCAGAUUUUCCUGAGACCACUGCCAAGGCUUUCAGUCCUGACGCCUGCAGCUGUUCCAGCUGUUCGCCCGUCGCACAGAGUGAAGUCCACACAGCAGACGUCAUUCCAUCGUAGUGAUUGGAGCAGUUCGGCUCCAGUUAUCCAUUUGUUUCAAAAUGGUUUUAAAGGUCAUUUGUACCAUUUGUGAACAAAGACAUUUAAAUUAUUUACACAUAAAACUUAAAAGGAUGUGGUUCAAGCUCAAAGUUUACAGAACAGAUUAUUGCCUACUGACUCACAGAAGAACUUAUCAUCAGCAAACAAACAAACUGUUGUAAUGACUUAUGGAAACAAACUGAUGACAAGGUUGUUAUUUAUGAAUUAUUUAUUAUUACCAUAAUUAAUAUACAAAUAAAACCAUUCAAAUAUUCU
Messenger RNA from Larimichthys crocea (large yellow croaker), 3477 nucleotides. It is a transcript of the gene phc3a, whose product is annotated as polyhomeotic homolog 3 (Drosophila). Gene Ontology annotation, cellular component: nucleus; PRC1 complex. The record is from RefSeq and is a predicted model, not a curated record. Gene Ontology annotation, molecular function: zinc ion binding; histone binding; chromatin binding. Bases 90 to 2957 code for a protein of 955 amino acids. Lineage: Eukaryota; Metazoa; Chordata; Actinopteri; Sciaenidae. Gene Ontology annotation, biological process: negative regulation of DNA-templated transcription. The transcript is spliced from 15 exons.